Oncorhynchus nerka (sockeye salmon) is the source of this 8524-nucleotide messenger RNA. Its product is annotated as adhesion G protein-coupled receptor G3-like. The record is from RefSeq and is a predicted model, not a curated record. Gene Ontology annotation, biological process: cell surface receptor signaling pathway; adenylate cyclase-activating G protein-coupled receptor signaling pathway. Gene Ontology annotation, molecular function: G protein-coupled receptor activity. The transcript is spliced from 14 exons. Lineage: Eukaryota; Metazoa; Chordata; Actinopteri; Salmoniformes; Salmonidae. Gene Ontology annotation, cellular component: plasma membrane. Bases 479 to 2407 code for a protein of 642 amino acids.
AACCUGUAAGCCUAGACCCAAAAUAUCAAGCAGAAGUCCAGUGACCAGUUACGGCACACAGAAACUCUGAAGAAAAACAUCUCUGUCCGUCUGUCUGUUUUUUGGAGUUUGAGUGUGAUGUGGAGGGUUCUGUCCUAACUAACUUUCUUGGUCUUUUCUUUCAAUGUUAUUUCAUAUGGUGGAUGGUUAAUGCACUAUUUGUUUUAGCGGUAUCCACAGAUUGUUUUUCAAAGUUAGGGUGGAAGAGGACAGAGUAAGUUUCCUGGGGUUUAGAAGGUGUGGUGUGCACGAUGGCUUCUCAGCCUAGCGCGGAGGAGACGCUGUCGAUACGGCAUGGAUUCAGCUGUGUUCCUGAGAAUGUUAAAGUGGAGGAGGUUUUGCUUGCAGUCGGUGAACAGGCAUCAUUUUCAGGAAGACAGAGUUGCCCCUUGAAUCCCUUCAGUUCAUCUGUCUGCCACUGACUAAUGUACUAAAUACUAUGAUCAUACGUGGUAUCGACAAGUGCUGUGAAUUUUUAUUCACACAGUUCAAAGACUGCAAACUUUCAAGCCAGCAUGGAAUUCCAGGCAUCAUUUUCAGGAAGAAAGAGAAGUUGCCCCUUGAAUCCCUUCAGUUCAUCUGUCUGCCACUGACUAAUGUACUAAAUACUAUGAUCAUACGUGAUAUCGACAAGUGCUGUGAAUUUUUAUUCACACGGUUCAAAGGCUGCAAACUUUCAUGCCAGCAUGGAAUUCCAGACUGCACCAUCAACAUCAUGCCAAAUUGUGAAAUCUGCAAAAAAAUGUGUCUAAAGAAUUGUGUGGAUCAAUGGAUGCAAGAUCUAUGUCAGAACAGCACUUGUAUAACUAAAAAUAACAUCACAACCAUCACCAAUGAAACGCUUUUACCAAGUGUGAAAACAUGUGAUUGUGAAGGCAUUGAAAAGACAUUUAACAAGAAUGACCUAACCUCUGUCGAUGACUUGAACAGAAAUUGUAAAGGAAAGGAAGAAACAGUAUACCAUUGCGAGAAGUUGCAUUCCAUAAAAAACACAUUUCAACAAAUUACCAAGCAGGGACCUCAGAAAGUGAUCCUAGACAGCAUCAAAGGCUCAGUGACAUCACAUCAGAAGAACAAUUUGCUAAACUUUAGAAUGGCUCUACCCUCCACCAAUAAUGCCACGUUGGAGGAGAUGGAUGACAUUUGGUUGGAGAUUCCUACUGAGGCCUUACGUGUUUUCCUGGGAGACACGGCAGAGGAAGUUAACCUGGGAGUAUUUUGGUUUGAGCAUCACAGCAUGUUCCCGGUGGAGGAGAACAACACUGAGCUCCUAAACAGUCGAGUGGUAUCCGUCGAUGUGGGAGAGGAAAUCUCAGGCCUCAGUAACUAUCUUAAGAUCACUUUCCUCUUCCAGAAUGCAUCAUUGGAAAACAAAUCACUAGCAUGUGUGUUCUGGGAUCUUGAAAAUGAUACGGUUGCACAUUGGAAUUCCUCUGGAUGUGUCACUGAGACAAAGGAAAGUGAAACAGUGUGCUCUUGUAACCACCUUUCAUUCUUCGCUGUACUUAUGUCUCCGGUCAGUGGCUCCAGUGCCAGUCUGAGCUCCUCCUCUGUGUGGUUGCUGACGUUGUUGUCCAGGGUGGGCUGUGGAAUAUCCCUCUGUUUCCUGUGUCUGGCUCUCCUCAUCCACCUCAGAAGGGGAAAAUCUGAUGAUUCCCUGUGCAUCCACAUCCACCUGUGCGUGGCACUGCUGUGCCUCAACCUAACCUUCCUCAUCAACGACAGCCUAGCCUCCCUUGGUGUCCAUGGCCUGUGUGUUGCUACGGCAGCAGCCACCCACUACUCUCUGCUGUGCACCCUCACCUGGUUCUCCCUGGAAGGCUUCCACCUCUAUCUGCUCAUCAUCCGGGUCUUCAACAUUCACGUCAACAGAUACCUCCUCAAACUGGGCCUGGUAGGAUGGGGUGAGUGCAGAAUACCUGGCAUAGUAGUUACCAUAAUUGUUGCUUGUGGCAAAUAUGGAGAAUACAGAAUAUACCAGCAAGACGGUGGUGCUAUUCAAAUGUGCUGGCUGACUGACUCUGCUCUGACCACGGUGUCCUUCUCGUACUUCGUGCUGACAUUCGCGGUGAACAUGCUGUGCUUUGGGUCUGUGACAGUGAAGGUGGUGAGGGCCCACCGUCAGAGUCCUGUCCUGAGGGAGAGAGGUAUGAACAGGGGGACAGUACUCAGUCUGCUGGGUCUGGCCUGGCUCCUGGGGGUCUCCUGGGGGGUCCUGCUCUUCCAGUUUGGCCCCCUGAGGGAGACAGCCUUCUACAUCUUCUGCACCAUCAACUCUCUCCAUGGCCUCUUCCUCUUUCUACGCUAUUGGGCUUUAACUCGGCCAGAGAAGGCAUCUAUCUCCAUGGCAACCACUGUAUCUUCUUGAACUGAGAUGCAUCCAGCUGAGAGGCCAGUCCCUGACUAACACGGUUAAACCUUUUACUACUAAUACCACUGCUUCCAUUUUAUUACAGAAGUACAAUAUUUAGUAUGUUGGUUUAUAACUUUCACUAUAGGCAAACCUAAACAUACAUUAUAAAUCGUAAUUACAAAAUUAAAACUUGUUUCCAGGUUUGCUCGUAAGCUUACUGUGCUCAUAAUACUUUUUUAACUUUUCAAAGUUGUGCUGUUUAUUGCACUUUGUGUGCAUUUUGUUGUAUUUUGUGACCCACUUUCCAUGCAUAUUCAGUUUUGAUGUGUAUAGUCCUAGGCAAACAUCUAUUAGAUUCAAAUGAUUUUCAUCUCUGAAAAUAAUCAAAUACGUUUGGAUACCCAAUCGAUCACUCACCGUCGUACACGAGGGUAAGAUGAUGUGGUCGACUGUGAAUUGGUGCCUUUCUGUGUCUUUGACUGUUAUCAAAAACCCUCAGAAAUAUAUGCCCUUUUUUAGUCCAUCUAACAUUUUGGAGAAUUUGAAUUCCCUUUUGGUUUUUGCAGAAAAGGCGUACAGUAUAUAACCUCCUAGCCUAUGGGCUACCUGAGAGAACAUUAGGCCUACAAGUAGAUAGUACCUUAGCAUAACACCAUAUUUGUAGGGAUAGGAAAUCAAUGUUUAGAAAUGAACAUUUUUAGAUUGUGUAAACCUUUUCUUUGUGUAAAUUGUGUAAAUAAUAAUUCCAUAAGAAUUUGAAAGGGGGAGAUGCCUCACAAGCCUCUGGGGUUUUCUACCUCUUCUGCACAUGCUCCUUUUGUUUUCCUUUUACUUUGUGAUCAUAUUGUUUUGAAUUUUCUUGUGUGCCAUUUAAAAAGGAAAUAGAUUUCCUAGAGGCCCUACUGUGUCAUUGAUAUUGAGGGGGUUCAACUGAAACCUAUGACUACUUUCUCCCCUCCCAAACAUCGAAAUCAUUAUGUGGAAAUAUACUGCUGCCUUUUGGAAGACGAGGUUCAGUGUGAAAAAGGUUCAGUGUGAACAGAAUUAAAUAAUGAAGAAACCCAACCCGAGCAAAGAGGAGCUACAAUCUCUGAAAAAGCUACAGACAGAACCAACCAUUGCAAUUCGACAGGCGAAUCUCGUACACAAUUGAUUGUUUCUGAAUUCAAAAGGCAAUUGUCAGACCAACACUUCUACAUGCCACUGCCCUCUGACCCCAUUUCCACCUACAAUGAACAGAUCAAAGAGACAUUGUUUGAAGGAGUCAAUCAUAACAUCGUAGAUGAAGAGCAUUUUUGUAUGUCCCACACACCUGCACCCCCCCUAUACUACAUGGUGCCUAAGCGACAUUAGAAUCUGGACGACCCUCCGGGAAGACACAUUGUGUCAGGGAUUUGGAGCAGAACUGAGAACAUCUCACUUUGUCAACCAUCACCUGAAACAUGUUUUUUUCUUAACUCAGACUGGUGACUGUACAACUCUUGACUGACAUUGAUACCAGAAUAGGUUUUCUUAGUCUUUUUUUGACAUUCAAUCUUUGUACACAGUCAUUCAUGGUUAACUAGGAACAGAAUUUGAGCUAAUGUGUCAACUUUUUAAAACUCUUGCUGAGUAAAAUUACAAAUUCAUGUUUGGCUUGGAAAGGCAACACUGUAAAAAAAAGCCAAAUUAAAGGUGAAGUUAUUUUUCUUUCAACCAUAGUUUAUAAUGUAAAUGGAGUGUUAUAGAAGGAAAGGGUCCAGACAAUUUUUUUUGAGAUUUCACAUGUUUUUGAGAAACGUAGGGACAGAUAUGCAAUCGGGUUACUAGCAAUCAUACCACACAUUAAAUCAUUAAAAUCUGCCGAAUUUUCAAUAUAAAUCCUGAAGAUAGGCAGCGGAGAGGUCAUUACGUAAGAACAGUAAAGACACGCAGCUCAAAAGGCUCCCCUUUGUUUAGGGAUAAUACAAAUAUCCUAAAACAUUCCAUUUGGAUAAGUUGUGGGUCUACUCUGGACAUUAUAGAACGGUACUGUAGCAGGCCAGUGUGUAUUUGUACAUCCUGAAUUCAAAAUGUAUUAUGUAUUAAAUAUGAAAAACAUUCACCCAUCUACACACAAUACCAAAUAACGACAGAGUAAAAAAUGUUUUUAGAACAUUUUGCAAAUGUUUUAAAUUAAAUACAGAAAUAUCUCAUUUACACAGGUGUGCAACAUUGCUACACAAUCUAAUUCUAGCAGUCUCUAAGGAACAGAUGGCCACAGUCAUCUAGCUACAGUAGGUAAGAGAUCAAACAAACAUAUUGAUAAGACUGAACUAGAUCAAAGGUAAUUCAAUAAUCAAGACUGCGUUGUACCUUUAACCAAAAACCUAACAAAUGAACAACUCUCAACCCUCCUGCUGUGUUCCGGUCGAAUUGGAUUCAUUUGCAAGUUUUCUCUCUGAAAAAUGUAGUUCAUUUCAUCUGAUUGUCAUAAGUUUCCAGGACUUUGUCCACGCAGGGCAUCUGAACACACAAAAUGCAUUUGGAUGAUUUUCAUAACAUUUUGAGUGUUUUAUUAUCUUUACACCUGUGGUGUUCCUGGUAAAAAAUGACCGGUUAUUAGAAAUGAAUGGGUGAGACUACAAUUAGCGUAUAAAAUUGAGUUCAGGCACAUGCCCAUUCAUCAGAUGGACACACUUCCUCUCCCAGACCCCCACAUGCAAUUGUGCUUGAGCACACACACACACACACACAUACACCUCACUCCCCUUCUUGGCUUCCAUGGCAACCCCCACAGGAACCUUUCCCCAGUAGAAUCUUUCUGCCACGGGAACAACACCUGUUGGCAUUCUCACAAACAAUCACAACAUUGUUUCAAUAAUAUAUAGAUCUUUUCUCGCAGCUCUGGUAUAUAAUAAAGCCUUUUUGAGGCCUUGCUCACAAUUCAUUCUGUGGCAUCACAAUGACCAAAUGAUAUACUAUAUGUGAGGCUCUUGAUCAUAGCUUUGAUCAUGACACUGGUGAGGAGGAGAGUGUCCUUGUUAAGCUUUGACACAAGCAGUCUGUGAUAAAUAGCACAAUAUAUUUCAUCUGAUUAUUUGUUAUAGUCAAAAUAAUCCACACAUUAUGCUUUUUUUUUUAAUAACUAAAAAUGAGUUGUAUGAGCUCAGGUCAAUGAGGCCUACAGGCCAUAAAUAGCAAAUAGAAGUUCACAAGAACUUAAGUUGAUAAAAGAUCUAACACAACAUUGGGUGAUUCAUACAUGUAUUAUCAGUGAUUUUAUAAUCAGCUAUAAUGGGGCAGUCAGUUUGAACCAGGAACACAAAAUUAAUGAACAUGAAACAAACACAACAGGAGGGUUAAGACAUCCUCUAUUUCAAAUUUCAGUCAGACCACCCAGCCAGCCUGAGCCGCCUGCACGCCCGACCCACACCAGUCUAGUCAAUAACUAAACUCUUGCCACAACACAAUUUCCUUCCCACCUUUUUUUCCCCCAGGGAAAGUUUUGGAAACAAAAGUAAAAAAUACAUUUGUAAAACUAUUUUUGUCAUACUGUAUUCCACAUAAGGCAUUCAGACCUAAUGAAAGUUUCCCAGUAUACCUUAAUUUUGGAAUAAAACAAAUCCAGUGAUACGUGACUUGACAUUCCUGCCAUCCAUUGUGACAUUCUGGGAGGAUAAGCAACCUUCCAAUUAUUGGCAAUGCAUUUCUAGGCAGCUAUAAAUGCUAGUUUACACAGUUUCUUCUGAUAACAGUCUCCAGUAUCAACAUUUCAGCACAAAUGAAAACAGGGAGAAGGGAGAAUCUGUAGACAUGCUGAGAUAAAAGAACAUCCUCCUUGCCAGAAUUCAGCCAACCUUCAGCCAACCUUCACAAUACCAUAACAUAUACAAAUAGAAGGAGCUCAAAAAGUAUUGGGACAGAGACCAUUUUUGUUUUUUUGGCUCUAAUCCAGCACUUUUGAAAUUAUACAAUCACCAUGAGGUUAAAGUGCAGACUGUCAGCUAUAAUUUGAGGCUAUUUUCAUCCGUUUCGGGUUUAUAAAUUACAGCACUUUUGUACAUAGUCCCCUUAUUUCAUAGGACCAACAAUAUUGGGAAAUGCACUUAUGACCAAAUAAUAUUGGGAAAUGUCACUACAUGACCAAAAGUAUGUGGACACCUGCUCAUCGAAUAUCUCAUUUCAGAAUCAUGGGUAUUAAUAUGGAGUUGGUUGCCCCUUUGCUGCUAUAACAGCCUCCACUCUUCUGAGAAGGAUUUCCACUAGAUAUUGGAACAUUGCUGCAGGGACUUGUUCCCAUUCAGCCACAAGAACAUUAGUGAGGUUGAGCACUGAUGUUGGGUGAAUAGGCCUGGUUCGCAUUUGGCGUUCCAAAUCAUCCCAAAAGUGUUCGAUGAUGUUGAGAUCAGGGCUCUGUACAGGCCAGUCAAGUUCUUCCACACCGAUCUCAACAAACCAUUUCUAUAUGGACCUCACUUUGUGCACAGGGGCAUUGUCAUGCUGAAACAGGAAAGGGCCUUCCCCAAACGUUUGCCACAAAGUCGGAGUCACAGAUUUAUCAAGAAUGUCAUUGUAUUCUGUAGUGUUAAGCUUUCCCUUCACUGGAAUUAAGUGGCCUGGUCCAAACCAUGAAUAACAGCCCCAGACAAUUAUUCCUCCUCCACCAAACUUUACAGUUGGCACUAUGCAUUCGGGCAGGUAGCGUUCUCCAGGCAUCCGCCAAACCCUGAUUCGUCCGUCGGACUGCCAGAUGAUAAAGCCUGAUUCAUCACUCCAGUGAACACGUUUCAAUUGCUCCAGAGUCCAAGGAGGCAAACUUUACACCACUCCUGGCGACGCUUGGCAUUGCACAUGGUUGUCUUAGGCUUGUGUGUGGCUGGUUGGCCAUGGAAACCCAUUUCAUGAAGCUCCUGACAAACAGUUAUUGAGCUGAUGGUGCUCCCAGAGGCAGUUUGGAACACAGGAGUGAGUGUUGCAACCGAGCACUGCACUCGACUGUCCCGUUCUGUGAGCUUCCGUGGCCUACCACUUCACAGCUGAGCCGUUGUUGCUCCUAGACAUUUCCACUUCACAAUAACAGCUCUAGCAGGGUAGAAAUUUGACGAAUUUACUUGUUGGAAAGGUGGUGUCCUAUGAUGGUGCCACUUUGAAAGUAACUGAGCUUUUCAGUAAGGUCAUUCUAUGCCAAUGUUUGUCUAUGGAGAUUACAUGGCUGUGUGCUUGAUUUUAUACACCUGUCAGCAACAGGUGUGGCUGAAAUAGCCGAAUCAUUUGAAGGGGUAUCCACAUACUUUUACAUAUAUAUAGUGUACCUUAAACCGAUGAAAGCUGAAGAGAUCCAGAGACCCUUCCAGCUCAGGGCCGUAACUACGCUUAAAAAAACCAUAAACGUACUUUCUAAAUUGUUGGUCCCAUGUUUUAUGAGCUGAAAUAAAACUCCUAGACAUUUUACAUUGGCAGGAAAUGCUUAUUUCUGUUAGUGAGCAUUUCUCUUUUGCUAAAAUAAUCCAUCCACCUGAUACCUGUCCAUAUCAACAAGCUGAUUAAACAGCAUGAUCAUUACACAGGUGCACCUUGUGCUGGGGACAAUAAAAGGCCACUUUAAAACGUGCAGUGUGUUCAUUUCUCUACCAUAAGACGCCUCCAAUGUUGUGUUAGAGAAUUUGUCAGUACGUCCCAACCGGCCUCACAACCGCAGACCACGUGUAACCACGCCAGCCUAGGAACUCCACAUCUGGCUUCUUCACCUGCGGGAUCAUCUGAGACCAUCCACCCGGACAGCUGAUAAAACUGAGGAGUACUUCUAUGUCACGCUCUGGCCAUAGAGAGGUUUUUAUUCUCUAUUUUGGUUAGGCCAGUGUGUGAUUAGGGUGGGCCUUCUAUGUUUUCUAUUUCUUUGUUUUUGGCCGCGUGUGGCUCCCAAUCAGAGGCAGUUGUCUAUCGUUGUCUCUGAUUGGAAAUCAUACUUAGGCAGCCUUUUUCCCACCUGUGUUUUGUAGGGUAGUUUUCUGUUUCGUGUCAUUACCUGACAUAACUGUGUGCUUUUGUUAUCUUAUCUUGUUCGUGUUUUUUUGUAAAUAAAUAAUCAUGAACACUGCGCUUUGGUCCACUCCUUCCGACGACAGGCGUUACAUUCCAUCUGUAAUAAAGCCCUUUUGCUGGGAAAAACUC